Bolinopsis microptera is the source of this 3830-nucleotide messenger RNA. RefSeq lists its product as uncharacterized. Bases 9 to 1475 code for a protein of 488 amino acids. The record is from RefSeq and is a predicted model, not a curated record. NCBI's taxonomy places the organism in Eukaryota, Metazoa, Ctenophora, Tentaculata, Lobata, Bolinopsidae. The transcript is spliced from 13 exons.
AGCAAUAAAUGUCUGACAAGGAACAGCAGCCAGCCUUUGUGGUCCCAGUAAGUCCACUUGAUAAGAUGCUGAAACAGGUACCUCCACUUACUGAGUACGCAAGUAACAACACUCCACUGUCACAAUACUUCAAUGGAGCCUUUGUAGACUUGUUGCAACAGAGCAAACUCUCCCAAAAUCUUAAGUCCCGGGAGCUUCAGCCUCGAGACUGGCAGACGAACACCAAAGCAACAGAAGACUUUGAGUGGAGCUCAGAGCAGAUUCUAACUCUACUUGAGUUCUACAGUCUGUACCCUCAGUUAUGGGAUACCAAACAUGAGAGAUAUAUGAAUAAGGACGUCAGAAAACAACUCAUCUCACAACUUAGUGACAAGAUAGGCGCACCUGAACAAGCAGUGAACGUCAAAUUCCAACGUCUCAGAGUCCACUUCUCACGUGAGCUGAGAAAGGAGGAGAGUUCAGCUGGGGAACCACAACCUUACCAGAGCAAAUGGAAGUACUAUAACAACAUGCUCUUCCUCAAGGAUACUCUCAAAUGCAGGCAGAAGAUAAGACAACACAACAGCGAGAAAGACACCUUCAACCUCAUGAUGGAUAUGGGUAAUAGUGGUGGACUCAAUAUUACUUCUACAACUAGCUCCGACUCAGGACACUCAUCACCGGACAGUACGAACACAAUCUCACCGUCAGUCCCACUUCCUGAAAACAAGGAAAAUAUGUCACCACCAGUGUCCAUGACCCCCAGCUACAAAACCAAAACAACAGUCUCCCCUCUAUCUCCCUCUCUGAUAACCGCCCCAUUCAGCACCCUAUCCUCCUCUCUUGUCCCUCCUCUUCUCGCCAGCAACCCUCUCUUCAGCUCCCUCCCUACCUCCCUUCCUACCCCACCUGCCUCUCUGCUCAACUCUUUCGCUUCGUUAGAACACCUUCUCUCACCUCGUAUGUUGGGUCCUCUACUCAUGAACAAGUCAAUCAAGAAGGAAUCAGUUCAUCCUACACUCAGUCCUGGAUUUAAUCCCCUUCUCAACCCUUCUGCAGCUGGGACGCUGUUAGCACCCACCCCUCAACUCCCAACCUCUCCUCUAACUCCCAAUGUGGUAUGCAGUGCUCCUAGCUUCUGGAACAGUCCACACGUUCUUACUAGUUCUAAAGAGGACGAAGACUCCGCAGCGUUGAAAUCUUAUCAUGCAAAGAGACAAAAGCUGAAACAGGCUAACAGGACAACUCUAGAGAUUGGGUCUCCCACUGAUCAGUUAUCAGACUGCGAUUACUUUAGUCUUCACGUUAGCGAGUCUUUGAGGAAGAUGGAUAUCAUCUGUGCAGAGGAGUGUAAGAGAGCGAUACAAAACACAAUCUAUCAGUACAUAAUGAAGUCGUGCCAGCGCCAACCCUUCUUCAACAGCAGCGUACCUUACCCGCCUCGCUUUCCUUCACCUAACACGACCAACGUGAGACUGGUUAACCGUAAAUCAUGAGGUGUGUGAGUAAUUAGUGUGAUUAACUAAUUAAUUAAGUUGUUAAUUACAAAGUUCUGAGUUAUUUAAGUUAGUUGUUGGUCAGAUCCGAGGGACAAGAUAAGAUGAAAAAGGAAGAAUUAAAGGGAGGAAGACUGGUGUUAUAAUUGAACAUUAUUUGAGAAUAAAUUAUUAUUAACGUAUUUAAUUUAUUAUAUAAGUUAUUUUGAUGAGAAUGGAAUAACUUAUUAAGAAAAGGAACGAAGCAAAGGGACUAUUAAAUAAAUCACCUGAUUAGUAAUUACAAGAUUAGGGGCGUGGAGGCGACACAUUUUUUGACAACUAACGCGUGAUAGCUAACGCAUGAGAUUGUUAGAGCUAUUGUCACAUUAAAUACCAUAAAUAAAAUACGCGAAGUUGAUAUCCGUUGUCAAAACAACCACGUUUUAUCCCUGGCCCCGCCCCUAAAUUCUAAAUUCAGGCUAAUUUUAGACCUGCCAAUAUUUUGUUAUCUUUGACAUCUUAACUGCUUUUUAUUUGCCCUCUCAGACACAACGAAUUACGUUGUUUUUUUAGUGUGUUUUGUUUUUAGAAAUAUUGUGUGAACAUUUGAUCUGGGGGUUUUUAACUUGAUAUAAGUCAGCUCAUUAGUCGGUUAAUUAGUCUGAUGAUUAGUCGGCUGAUUAGUCAGCUAAUUAGUCAGCUAAUUAGUCGGUUAAUAAGUCUGAUGAUUAGUCGGCUGAUUAGUCAGCUAAUUAGUCGGUUAAUUAGUCUGAUGAUUAGUCGGCUGAUUAGUCAGCUAAUUAGUCAGCUAAUUAGUCAGUUAAUUAGUCGGUUAAUUAGUCUGAUGAUUAACCUUUAAAACGAACAUUCUUACCUUUUUUGGCGGUCGUCGCCGAAUACCUGUGAUUCUUGUUAUAACGAAUUUUUAUUUAUUUAACAUUCUUCUUACGUUUUUACUCUAAAUGGUUUUGUUUACUGGUAAAAAUAAUCAGUUUUAUUUAUUAUCUUCACCGAAAUAAUCAAGAAAUUAAUAGAAAAUUACUACGUAUCAUUACACCAUUUGUUAUUAUAAUUACAUAAUAUAAUAAUAGAUAACUAAUAUAUUAACCUAACUAAGGAGAUCCUCCUCGUUAUUAACUCGCAUAAUUAACGACAAUUUAAUUAAUUAAUUAAUUAAUAGUUCUUGAUUAGUUCGGUGUAACACGGUGUGGACAGGGUUUUAUACUUUUUAUUUAAUGAUUUUUGUCUGUUCUGUUUUAAGCUCUCUAAUUUUUUAAACGGAGUAAUAUAUAAUAUGGUAGAUCACACAAAUAUUAUGUUUAAUAUACGACGAUCAAUUCGAUAGAUUUAGUAUCAUCAUUAUCACACGAUCAAUUAUAUGAUUAAUUAACUGAUCAAUUAAUUAUAUGAUUAAUUAACAAGAUGUUGAAAAGGCUGAUAUGAUUGCGGCUGAUUGAUGAAGGAAUGAGAGAUAAAAUUAGAAAUUUCAUUUAACCACGAAUUUUUCGAGUCAUGUUAUUUUAACUGAAUGUUGUGUUGUGUGGAAUCUAAGAAUUUGUGGAAUGUAAGCCUCAGAGUUGUUUGUUUUUUGUCAAAACACCGUUUCAGUUGUUUUGACUUUUUUACCUUUCAAGAUGUGCCAUAUUAUUAGAAUAAGAUGUAUUUGUUGAAGUCUCGGUUUGUUUUCAUUACUUUGUCUUUACACACGGCUCAAAAUUCACGAUGUGAACUAAACACAUUAACCAGAGAGAACGAAGUAAUUAAUUAACUAACUAAUUAGUGGUUCGUUAAUUGAUUUUUAGAUUGAUUAUUCCAGAACUGUCCAUACGACUAAGUGGAGUUAAAUUAUUAUCAAGUAAAUCAGGAGAGGAGCACAUCUUUGUUUUUCCAAUAUUUUUCUAGUUCACUUAACUGUCACACACGGUACGCUGUCACACACGGUACGCUGUCACACACGGUACACUGUCACACACGGUACGCUGUCUCACACGGUACACUGUCACACACGGUACACUGUGACACACGGUACACUGUGACACACUGUGACACGCAGGCUCGACCGGUCUAGCUUCUGCAGUUCUGCUUCUAGCAAGCACACAAAUAUUCGGGACUCCAAGCCUCAGCACGUGAUUAGAAUACAGCUCCCUGAUUGGUCGGUUUGUAUCACGUGACUAGAAUACAGCUCUCUGAUUGGUCGGUUUGUAUCACGUGACUAGAAUACAGCACGUCUCCUUUACUGCGACCCUAGACCGGUACAACCUAGAAGCUCUUUAUUUUGAUGUUAUUUAACUUAGAAAUAUCUUGUAUCUUUAUUUUUAAGUCUAUCCAUGAUAUAUCCAUCGAUAUUGAUGAUUUGAAUUUUGUAUUAUUUUC